Saccharomyces eubayanus is the source of this 1233-nucleotide messenger RNA. RefSeq names its product mannosylinositol phosphorylceramide synthase regulatory subunit (gene CSG2). Gene Ontology annotation, biological process: intracellular calcium ion homeostasis. NCBI's taxonomy places the organism in Eukaryota, Fungi, Ascomycota, Saccharomycetes, Saccharomycetales, Saccharomycetaceae. The transcript has a single exon. The coding region runs from base 1 to 1233 and encodes 410 amino acids. The record is from RefSeq and is a predicted model, not a curated record. Gene Ontology annotation, cellular component: endoplasmic reticulum membrane. Gene Ontology annotation, molecular function: enzyme regulator activity.
AUGUCUACUACUUUACUAUGGUUUUCGAGCGUAAUAGGCUACGUGAUUCAAACGAAAUGUCUGUCCAAUAUACAAUCUAGGAAGGAGGUCCCCGUGGGGGCCAACAGCACCGUUGCGACCCCCGAGGCUAACGGUGACAAUGGCAACAACGGCUCGCUGACCUUCUAUCUGACCUUCAUGUACUUUGCGUCGUGGUUGCUCUUGGUACCUGCAUCUCGACUCUGGAAGAACAUGAGACCGAUGUUUAUCUCAGAUUCAGAAUCGAACAGAACCCUCGAGCUCAACGGCACUAAUACCGAGUCCGUUAUGGACGACGACGUGGAUACGUUCUCACACGUACUAGAUGACCCUCAACCACGCAUUGCCAUCCAACAACAAAAACAAAAAAUCAUAUCCGUUGCCAGCAUGAAGUAUUUAGCUAAGCUGACAGUGUUGGCCUCAAUAAUGAUUGUAGCGAACCUGACUUACAACUUAGCUUUGUCUUUAUCGCCAGCAUUUGAUGUUGCUCUGAUACAAAACACUGCCAUUUUCGAAAUUGUCACUCUUCUCUACGGUGUUUGCGGGAUCUCCAGGAAAAACUAUGUGUUCCGUAACUUCCUAAUUAUGAUGAAUGCCGUCAUUGGCAUUUUGAUCAUCUCGUACACAAAGGCUACCUGUGAUAUGCUCGCCGGCAAGCUGUCUGUUAACCCUAAUACGGGUGAACUUACAGACCCCUUCUUGUUUGACAGGUUGAAAGGUGCCUUGAUUUGCGGUCUCGGUGCUUUGGUUAUGGGCCCAUUCGCCGUGUUAUGGAACCGUUGGUUUUGCAGCAACAUUUCUAAGAACGACAACUCUGCCGUUGUCUUGGUCAAGCAAAGCACUCAUUUGGCCCUGAUCGGUGUCAUCGGUAUGAUCAUGCUUUUGCCAUUCAUUCCUAAAUUCCCCUCUCGCGGGUCUUUGGAAUCCAUCUCCUUGUUGUACAAUGACAAGAGCUUCUGGUUUUCAUUGCUCGGCGCAAUUUUCUUUGGCACACUACCAAACCUGGUUUCGGUACUAGAGUUGAACCGUAAAGCUCCCGCUGAGUAUUUGACUACAUGCAAUUUAGGGGCUAUUAUAUUCAUGGGGUUGGCCGAAUGGAUUUGCGAACCCACCCAGACCACCAUCGUUAGAUGGGAGGUCAUUGGCUACAUAAUGUUGACUGUAAGCUUGUUGGUCUUGUCAGUGACACUAGGUGAAGGUAAAUACCAUCAUUAG